Molecule: messenger RNA, 8596 nt
Organism: Cottoperca gobio
Lineage: Eukaryota; Metazoa; Chordata; Actinopteri; Perciformes; Bovichtidae
Gene: scn4aa
Product: sodium channel, voltage-gated, type IV, alpha, a
Biological process (GO): membrane depolarization during action potential; sodium ion transmembrane transport; neuronal action potential
Cellular component (GO): voltage-gated sodium channel complex; plasma membrane
Molecular function (GO): calcium ion binding; voltage-gated sodium channel activity
Source: RefSeq, a predicted model, not a curated record
UGCAGGAGCGACCAGCUGUGUGGGAACGGGGAAGCGGCUCCGCUGACGAAGUGUCAAAGGUCUGAUCUGAUCCUACCUGGAGCGACUCCUCCGGUUUCACUGCAGGACACCACUGCGUCAGCAACAGCUGUCCUGCAGCCGCGCACUGGCUGCCAGAAGGGGAGAAUUACGUCCCCAGUGGAAGGCGAGUGGGAGACUUGAUUUUUUUUUCUCUCCAAGUUUCUGUUUGGAUUCUGUGGAAAUAUUUGCUUUACCGUGCAAGCUCCUUUUAGGGAAACCCCGGUGUGGCGGUAUCCCUUCGCAAUGCGAAGAUGGCGCCCCUGCUCCCUCCCCGAGUCACCUAUGCGCUCCACCCCUUCACCCGGGAAUUGCUGGCGGAGAUCGAGAAGCUCAAGGAGGAAAGAAAAAAGGCUACAGAAGUAGAAGUACAGGCGGAGGAUCAGCCAACGGCCCCAAACGCUAAUAUGGAGGCGGGCAAGAGUCUGCCCAUGAUCUACGGAAACCCUCCUCCAGAGAUGCUCAACACACCUCUGGAGGACCUGGACCCCUUCUACAAAGCACAAAACUCGACAUUCAUUGUGAUCAGCAAUGGAAACACAAUCUUCAGGUUCAACGCUGAGCCGGCUUGCUACCUUCUGAGCCCCUGUAGUUUGGUUAGAAGAGGAUCCAUCAAAAUUCUCAUACAUUCAUUAUUUAGCAUGUUCAUCAUGCUCACGAUUCUAUCAAAUUGUGUAUUCAUGACGAUGAGCAACCCACCAGCAUGGAGUAAAACUGUUGAGUAUGUUUUUACUGGCAUCUAUACAUUUGAAGCAACAGUCAAAGUGUUGUCAAGAGGUUUCUGUGUUGGAUCUUUUACAUUCCUUCGAGAUCCAUGGAAUUGGCUGGAUUUCAUGGUGAUCAGCAUGGCAUAUGUCACUGAGUUUGUUGACCUUGGCAACGUGUCAGCCCUCAGGACAUUUCGAGUACUCCGAGCCCUCAAAACAAUUACUGUGAUUCCUGGUUUGAAAACCAUUGUGGCUGCUUUGAUCCAGUCAGUGAAGAAAAUGGUGGACGUCAUGAUUCUGACCGUCUUUGCCCUCGCUGUUUUUGCCCUCAUUGGUCUUCAACUCUUUAUGGGAAAUCUGCGUCAGAAAUGUGUGCGAUGGCCCAUCGAAACAAAUGAAACUGCAUUUGAAUUUUUUAACAACACCGCCACAUUUAACGACACCUUAUCCUUCAACAACACCAUGGGCUUCAACAAUACAACAUAUUCCAACAGUUCCUUCAAUUUCAUUGAAUAUAUGGAAAACUCAGAUAAUCACUAUUAUUUGGAAGGCAGCCUUGAUGCUCUACUUUGUGGAAACAGCUCUGAUGCUGGAAAGUGCCCAGAAGGAUACACUUGCAUGAAAGCUGGGAAUAACCCCAACUAUGGCUACACCAGUUUUGAUUCUUUUGGCUGGGCCUUCCUGGCCCUCUUCAGACUCAUGACCCAGGACUACUGGGAGAACCUUUUCCAGCUGAUCCUGCGGGCGGCUGGUAAGACAUACAUGCUGUUCUUUGUGGUGAUUAUCUUUCUGGGCUCCUUCUACCUCAUCAACCUCAUCUUGGCGGUGGUAGCUAUGGCUUAUGACGAACAGAAUCAGGCAACUCAGCGAGAGGCCAUAGAGAAAGAGGAAGAAUUCCAGCGGCUACUAGCGCAACUCAAGAAUCAGGAAGCGGAGGCUCUAGAUCUCGGGAGCCGAGUCACACUAACUAGUAAGAAGUCGCUCAGUCAUCACACCAUAUCUGAGUUGGCAGAUGAUGAACGAAGCCUUGAACGUGAUGAAAUUAUCAAAGAUUGUAACGGGAGAAUCAUUCCCCGUCUGUUAAUUAGAGCGCCCACCAUGGUCAAGUCUCCUUCAGAUUACGAACUCGAAGAGAAGUCAUUAGGCUCUGUGCACAGCAUGCUUCAUCUGGACGAACCACGCCUGACACAGAGGUCUGCUAGUGCUCUGUCUGUGCUCACUGCAGCUGCUAUGGAAGAGUUGGAGGAGGGUCAGAGGCCGUGUCCACCCGGCUGGUACAAGUUUGCGGACAGGUUCCUGAAGUGGGACUGCUUCCCGCAAUGGGUGUUCUUUAAAAAGUGGGUGCUCUUUGUGGUGAUGGACCCUUUUGUUGACUUGGGCAUCACCAUCUGUAUUGUGCUCAACACCCUCUUCAUGGCCAUGGAGCACUACCCCAUGACCCCAGAGUUUGAACACAUGCUCUCAGUUGGGAAUCUGGUUUUCACUGGGAUCUUCACAGCGGAGAUGUUCUUGAAGCUGAUUGCCAUGGAUCCCUACUAUUACUUUCAAGUUGGCUGGAAUAUUUUCGACAGCAUCAUCGUCACUCUCAGUCUGGUGGAGUUGGGUCUCGCCGAUGUCCAAGGGCUGUCUGUCCUCAGGUCCUUCCGUCUGCUUCGUGUCUUCAAACUAGCAAAGUCCUGGCCCACGCUCAACAUGCUGAUCAAGAUUAUCGGUAACUCAGUUGGAGCUUUAGGAAACCUGACUUUGGUGCUGGCCAUCAUUGUCUUCAUCUUUGCUGUGGUGGGUAUGCAGCUCUUUGGCAAGAACUACAAUGAAUGCGUGUGCAAGAUCUCCACAGAGUGCACGCUGCCGCGCUGGCACAUGAACGACUUCUUCCACUCGUUCCUCAUCGUGUUCCGCAUCCUGUGUGGAGAGUGGAUCGAGACCAUGUGGGACUGCAUGGAGGUGGCCGGAACUGGAAUGUGUUUAAUUGUCUUCAUGAUGGUCAUGGUCAUUGGAAAUCUAGUGGUGCUGAACCUCUUCCUAGCCUUGCUGCUCAGCUCGUUCAGCGGAGACAACCUCUCCACGGAGGACGACGGAGAGAUGAACAAUCUCCAGAUUGCCAUUGGCAGGAUCACACGAGGCGUCGACUGGUUCAAGCGUUCAUUGUUCGAUCCGUGCAAGCAGAUUCUCAACAGAAAGUCCAAGGAGCCUGAGGAGAGUCCGACGGACGACGAGGACCCUAAAACGGAGGGAAUUGAAAUGAACCACUUGUACUCCAGUCAGAAUUUCAAAACAGCUGAUGGUAUACCUAAUUGUGUGGUUGCUGUUACUGGAUUUAUUGUGGAUGGAGAGCUCAGUCUCAAUGUGCCAAUCGCUCAUGGAGAGUCAGACUUUGAAAACCUGGAUGAGGAUAAGGCUGAGGAUGAUGCUGACUCAGAUGACUCAGUGAUUUCAGAUGAGAAACAUAACCCACAUUACUUGGAAAACUUAGGAGAUGAAAGUAAUUUGCUGGGAAAUGUCAAACUGAUGGGUGCUUUCAAUGAUGGGGAUUCUUCAGUGUGUAGCACAGUGGACUAUCAACCGCCUGAGCCUGAGCCAGCAGAAGAGGAAGAGGAAGAGCCGGAACCCGUGGAGCCGGAGGCCUGCUUCACUGACAACUGUGUGGAGCGCUGGCCGUGUCUGACUGUGGACAUCACAAAAGGUAGAGGCAAGAAAUGGUGGAACCUCCGUAGGACUUGCUUCACUAUUGUGGAGCAUGACUGGUUUGAAACCUUCAUAAUCUUUAUGAUCCUCCUCAGCAGCGGAGCUCUGGCCUUUGAAGACAUAUACAUAGAAAGACGCCGAACCAUCAAAAUUAUUCUGGAGUUCGCUGACAAAAUAUUCACCUACGUCUUUAUCAUUGAGAUGAUCCUUAAAUGGGUCGCAUACGGCUUCAAGACCUACUUCACCAACGCCUGGUGUUGGUUAGACUUUUUCAUUGUAGAUAUUUCCCUGAUUAGUUUAGCCGCCAACUUGAUGGGAUACUCUGACCUUGGACCAAUCAAAUCCCUCAGGACUCUCAGGGCGCUGAGGCCUCUUCGAGCGCUGUCAAGAUUUGAAGGGAUGAGGGUGGUUGUGAACGCUCUCGUUGGAGCGAUUCCCUCCAUCUUCAACGUGCUGCUGGUGUGUCUGAUCUUCUGGCUCAUCUUCAGCAUCAUGGGAGUUAACCUGUUUGCUGGGAAGUUCUACCGCUGCAUCAACACCACCACAGAGGAGCUGUUCCCCAUGUCGGAAGUCAACAACAAGAGCGACUGCAUGGCCAUCAAAGAGGCCACGCAGGAGGCCCGCUGGGUCAAUGUCAAGGUCAACUAUGACAAUGUAGGACAAGGCUACCUGUCACUGCUUCAAGUGUCAACUUUUAAAGGAUGGAUGGACAUCAUGUAUGCUGCGGUUGACUCAAGAGAGGUAGAGGAGCAGCCUUCUUAUGAGAUCAACCUCUACAUGUACAUUUACUUUGUCAUCUUCAUCAUCUUCGGCUCUUUCUUCACACUCAACCUCUUCAUUGGUGUCAUUAUUGACAAUUUCAACCAACAAAAGAAAAAGGGAGAUAAAGACCUCUUUAUGACUGAGGAACAAAAAAAGUACUACGAGGCCAUGAAGAAACUUGGUUCCAAGAAGCCGCAGAAGCCGAUUCCACGUCCAACAAACCUAAUCCAGGGACUGGUGUUUGACUUCAUCAGUCAGCAGUUCUUUGACAUCUUCAUCAUGGUGCUCAUCUGCCUCAACAUGGUGACCAUGAUGGUGGAGACGGACAAUCAAAGCGCAGAGAAGGAAGAUUUCCUCUUUAAAGUAAAUGUGGCUUUCAUUAUCGUCUUCACCGGAGAGUGUGUGUUGAAGCUCUUUGCCCUGCGACAAUACUUCUUCACCAACGGAUGGAACGUUUUUGACUUUGUUGUGGUCAUCUUGUCCAUAGCUGGUACAAUGCUCUCAGACAUAAUCGAGAAGUACUUUGUGUCACCAACUCUGUUCAGAGUGAUCAGACUGGCCAGAAUAGGCAGGAUUCUGCGUCUUAUUAAAGGAGCCAAGGGCAUUCGGACGCUUCUUUUCGCUCUAAUGAUGUCACUUCCCGCCCUAUUCAACAUUGGCCUUCUGCUCUUCCUCAUUAUGUUCAUCUUCUCCAUAUUUGGCAUGUCAAACUUUGCUUAUGUCAAAAAGGAGGCUGGAAUCGAUGAUAUAUUUAAUUUUGAGACGUUUGGUGGCAGCAUUAUCUGUUUGUUUGAGAUCACGACGUCCGCCGGCUGGGAUGCGCUUUUACUUCCAAUGCUGAACAAAGAGUUCCCAGACUGUGAUCCAGACUUCGAGAACCCAGGCACGGAUGUAACGGGCAACUGUGGCAAUCCGCUCAUGAGCAUGAUAUUCUUCUGCGGCUACAUCAUCGUCUCAUUCUUAGUGGUGGUCAACAUGUAUAUUGCUAUCAUCUUGGAGAACUUCAAUGUGGCGCAGGAGGAGAGUGGCGACGCACUCUGUGAGGACGACUUUGAGAUGUUCAAUGAGACUUGGGAGAAGUUUGACGUAGACGGAACUCAGUUCAUUGAGUAUAGCCGGCUCUCAGAUUUCUGUGAUGCCUUGCAGCAGCCGCUGAAGGUUGCCAAGCCCAACCGGCUUCCCCUGAUGGAAAUGGAUCUGCCUCUGGUCAUCGGGGACAGGAUCCACUGCCUGGAUGUCUUGUUGGCCGUCACACAGAUGGUCUUGGGAGACACGGUGGAAAUGGCGGCAAUGAGGUUAAGCAUUGAGGCCAAGUUCCUCCUGAGCAACCCCACCUCCGACUCCUUUGCGCCGAUUACCACGACAAUGCGCCACAAAGAAGAGCAGAUGGCUGCUGUAGUCGUUCAGAGGGCUUACCGCAAGCACCUGCUGAAACGUUGCAUAUGCCACGCCGCUUUUAUGCAUCGCUGUAAGAGGAUGGGUAGAAAAGACGAAGGUGCAGAUCCACUAGAGAAAGAGGGCAUGCUCGCACGAAGGAUGGGGGUGCUCUAUGGGAGCAACGUGUACCUUGCAGAGGAGAUGGAGCAGGCGGAUUUAGAAAGUCUAGCAAACCAACAGCCUCCUAAUCCUGAGACAUUGUCACAUGGCACAGAGGCCCAAUGUGAUUCUGAAUCCUCCGUGCCAAAUAUCAUGGUUGUACCUGUAGAAAUUACUAAUGAGGUUUUAUUACAUUCUGCCCCCAACCCACACAUCUUUAACCUCCAUGCAAAUCUGAGAGAGACAAUUGUAUAACAAACAGCAUAAGACAAUUCAUGUCCUCCCCCUGUGUUUCAGCAGCCAAGGAAGUAAUGUUAGCAGUUAUAUUUCCACAUUAGAUGUUACACAGUGCUAAUGAAUGUUUGAACUGCAUUUUAUAAUUAUUAUUAUUAAACCUCAUCCACAAUCCCUGCUUUUUAGUGUGAUAUUCAAGUGUCUUUUUGGGUUAAAUAUGAAACUGGAGUACAUGGAUUUCUUUGACAUUUGUUCUAAAGUCUUGAAAUCUGGUAAGGACAUACUAUGGAAAGGUAUCUACAGUACAACUCUGACAUUUUUAGAUGUACAUGUAAAAUCACACUUUUAUCAAUUUGUCAAGGUCAGGACUUUUCAAACAUUUGUAAAAACACUACCAUUGUGUUUAUUUAAUGUCUUCCAUAUGAAAUUGUUUUUAUACUGUAUCCAUAUCUUUGAUAUUCAACUUACUAUGAGUUCAUAGAUACCAAAUACUUAAAUGUACUCCUUGUAGUUUCUGAAUACAGCCAUUUCCUUAUCAUUCUUUAUUUAGUCUUUGGAGACAUGGGACUAGUGUUUAUUCCUAAAAUAUAAAACUCACAUUUCAGCCAAACUAGGUAGGUAAAUAACCUAAAAUAUACAAAUCACUUUGUGUAAUGUUAAAUGAAAAUUAAUUUCUGUAAAAACAGACCUUAAAAUACCACAAUAUUCAUAACCAUGUGUUUGAUGUAAGUUUAAUUGUAUUACUCUCUUUUCUGUGCCUGUGACGCUUUAAUUGACAUUUCCAAAUUAAGGUCACAGUUAGAUAUGAUUUCUCAGCUUUUAACUGUAGACUGCAGAGAACUGCAUCACUUACUGUCAGCCGAAAAAAUGUGCUAGUGUUUGUUAUUGCAGGGUUAAACACAAUAGUAGAAUAGCAGAAUCUGUAAUACGCUAGCUUUCUAGUGAAAAACCUAUCUUCAAAAGGGCAAGAUACAGCACCAUGUAUGUCUGAAGAAUCCUAAACAUAUUUCAGUAAUUCUUCUAUGAAUUUUCAUUUUAAUGCACUCUAUGGUUGAUGGCUUCAUUUAGGCCAGCAAUAACUUUUUUUGUAUGAUUAUUAGCAGAAAACCAAACGAUGUGCCCCAGUUUCUAACCAAAGAGUAACUUGAACAACACAUGGGAAAACCUGAAUGAUCAUUUUAUAGUAUUUAGUGCUGUGUUUAUGUUGUACACGGUGUGUACAUUUAAAAGCAAUACGAUAUCCAGUCUUUUUCUGCUUCCUCCGAUAUGACAUAAAUUCAGCACUAUUAUCCAACUCUAGAGCAAUAAUUGAAUAUUAAAUUAGUAUGCACACGACCAUUUCAUGGUUAAAAUGGUACUAUUGGGAGUCCCCUCAUUUGUGUUCAUUUUUGAAAAAUUAAAACCCAGCAAAAUUCCUGCUUACUUUACGUCACUUUUAUGUGGAAUCUCAUCGAUGUUCAGGCUCUACAUGUUAAUUAUUUCAAUUAGACACUCAAUGAUUUUCUAUGGUGGAGUUAGUUUUGUACAUAUAACUGAACAUUUAGGCUAAUCAUGAUCAUUUAUCCCUUUCUAGCAGUGAAAUCCUGAUCUGUCAUUCGUUAUUAGUAAACAAUAACAUGGGCCGGCUAAUGCAGUUAACAUCUGAAGGCCCAGUUUAUAUUGCACUAUUUAUAUCCCUUCCAGGUCAAGUUAGAGCAGUUGUAAGACCUUCCUGUUUUUAAGAUGAUUUCAUCCCUUAUAUGCAUGUCUUAUUAAUGUUUUGUCUAUUUUUUCAGUCCCCUCAGAGAGAUAUCAAAACUCAAACCAAGCAGCCACUGGUUUUCCAUUUCAGUAUUUAGAUUUAUCUGUCUACUUAAUAACAACCAUUGUAGUAAAGAUAUACAUGUUUUGUCUUUUGACCUGAUCUUGACUUAACCUGAUCUUCUGAAACACAGCAUUGGUGUAGUUAAAUACAUGACUCUGAAGUUAAAGGAUUACCCAACUUUCCAAGGUGUCGAUAAUCACACACAUCUGCAUAUUUACAGAGAAAAUCUUGAUGAUCUGUCCUUGAAGUCUGUCCCAAGUAGAAAGGUUGCUUCACUCGCCGUUGUGUAAGUCUUAACUGAAUUUAAAACGUCUUACUCUGAAUAUAUAUACAUGAUCAACAUAAGCACUUUUACAGUUUUCUAGUUUGUUUUUUUACAAUAGACUUUAGCAGGUUGUCUCUUCUCUUGUUUCUGUGUUCAGCACUGUUUUAACAUCAACCCUGGGGGAUAAAAGAAAAUCAUGAAUGUUUCCUCUAUAAGGGGUCUCUUUGUCUUAUCCUGCUGCGCAGCCUGGCAGUUCUUAAUGAUGUGGCCUGCAGCCGUCCUAUAUGAGAUUGACAUGCUGCUGCACUUAGCUAUAGUCUCCUCUGAUGGUACAGUGAAAUUCACAAGAUGGUGUCCUCCUUUUGUUUACAUUUCUAACGGAGGCAGAGCUUUACUGGUACAUCCACAGUCAGUGUUGCUUGUAUAUAAAAACAUUUUCUUUCUUCUUUCUGUAUUGUAUAUUUAUAUCAUUUUGUUAUUGUAAAAAUUGUUACUAUUAUGUGAGAAUAAAAUACAUCUUGUAGGGAAAAGUAAGCUGUGAGUUUA